Fusarium oxysporum Fo47 is the source of this 1774-nucleotide messenger RNA. RefSeq lists its product as uncharacterized. NCBI's taxonomy places the organism in Eukaryota, Fungi, Ascomycota, Sordariomycetes, Hypocreales, Nectriaceae. The record is from RefSeq and is a predicted model, not a curated record. The transcript has a single exon. Bases 206 to 1633 code for a protein of 475 amino acids.
CCUUACUGUACCUACGUAGCUACAGGUUGUUUUUUUCUUCUUCUUCCGUGCUCCAUCUCUCAUAUCUAAAAGACUACCCCGUACCCAUUCAUACCCAUCCGUAUCCAUUCCGUCCAUAUCAGGCUCCUACUGCCACCGACAUUUCCAUGGACGACCUAUCUCAACCUCGAUUCCUCUCUUCGAUACCUUGGUUUGACGCAACUUAAUGUCACCCUCACCCUCUCGCUCUCCCCCACCGGCCUCGACGCCGCAGCCCGACGAGUCUCAGUUGCCAAAGGGUCAAUGUCGCUAUAUCCUCAUGAUACCUGAGCUCAAGGGUCAGCGGUGCGGCUGCAUGGGGUUCGAUCACAACAAAUCUUUACCGGGUGCCACUUGCAACUGUGGACAUCUAUCCUGCUUUCACGUCGCCAAUGCCGAUACCCCAACACCAAGCACUAACAAGUCCGAAAUCGAUGCGAUUCAACAGCGAGUACGAGCCUUGGAAGAACUCGCGAACCCACAAGACCGUGAUCGACUUUCCCAUGUUGUUCGCCGCAUCAGCGAGUUGGAAGAGACGGUCGAGAAGAACAAGGACGAAACCGAUACUGAACUCAAAGGCUCAUAUCGCAAUGCAUCUGCUGCAUGGGCGCUUGUUACACAAUUGCAGCAACACAUUAAAAGCUUGGAACAAACCCUUCGAUCACAAGGCGAACAGCUGGCAAGGACAGGAAGCGAAGUGGACGAUUUGCGUAAUCGUCAACUUGAGCUGCUAGAUAGCGACGAAUGCUUGGAAGAAAGGAUCGAGAAGUUGGAGAGUGCUGAGCCUCUAUUGUCACCUCCCCAAGACCCAGAUCCAAGCGAUGCCACCGUCAACACCUUUCAUCUCUCGCCCACAACCACUGUCCCCUCACAGCUGCCGUUGAACUCAACACACAGCUUAUCAAUAGAACCUACCGCCUCAACUGAACGCCCAAGGUCAUGGACAGUGCAUGUGUCUUUGAUGCCUUCCAAGGACACACCCUUCCCAUUUGAAAAGGAUACAACCUCAUACAAGAGAUGUCUGUCCCGUGGACUUCAUCGUAUGCUCGCAGUGGAAGGAGACGAUGCCAAGUCUGUCACAGAGGCUGUAUCACGAGCAUUUGAACCCCUGCUCAAAGGACGGCCGUGGGUUCCAUUGCAAGCAAAGCUUUGCGAUGCUGAGCGUCUACAAGGCUUGCCAAUGUUACGACCCCUGGAGCCCAGGCUUAUCCACGGUCCGUACGACCGCGCGUUCCUCAAGCAGCACUGCGCCGUACUGGAUGCUAGUGGCAAGAUGGACUCAUUAUAUAUUGCAAUGGAGCACGAUUCCUUGUCGUGGAACUUCUUGAAGAGGUCCCCAGUCUAUCUGGACGGACUAGAGUCCGCGUGGGAGCGCGAUAGCGUACUCGACAAAAAGGACGAACAAGACCCGUCGUCCAGGGAUCAUCACGGCGAUGAAGGUGACGAGUCACCGCCCGCCGGCAACAUCGUUGGAGCCUUGACAGGCCUGAAGCGUAGCAUGUCUGAGAUUUCAUGCUCGUCUCUCGAUGACACCGAAUUACCGUUGGCCAAGUUGCCACGAACAUGCAAGACGUCUCAACUCGAGAUGCGACGCGGCGUAGAAACUGCAAGGUGAUGUGCAGUAUUGGAAAACUGGAAAUGAACGACUCGGAUUUUAUCAGGGACAGGUGUAAACAUCAUGAAAGCGACUUCUUUUUUACCGGCAUACAGUGGGGCGUUCAAAUAUGUGCUUGGGCAAGUAUUGAUACCUCGGGCA